Molecule: messenger RNA, 357 nt
Organism: Linnemannia hyalina
Lineage: Eukaryota; Fungi; Mortierellomycota; Mortierellomycetes; Mortierellales; Mortierellaceae
Source: the annotation of a GenBank genome assembly
AUGUUCGAUCAGUCGCAAUUCGGGAAGCUAUACCGCGACUUGUACUGGAAUAACCUCUUCUUCGAGGCAAUUAAGAGCGUGGAAAAGUCGGCUGAAGAGCAUGGCCUGACGUUGAUUGAGUCCGCUCUGCGUUGGUUGAAGCACCACUCUGGGCUGGGUCCCAAUGAUGGUAUCGUCGUCGGAGCGUCUUCACUUAAGCAUCUGGAGGACAACCUGAGGGACUUGGAGAAGGGUCCUCUGCCGAAGCAAGUUGUGAAUGCAUUUGAUGGGGCUUGGGAGCAUGUCAAGGCCGCUUGCCCGCCUUAUUACUGGAGCUCAGGAUCUGCGACCAGCAUCACUAAUGCACUGGACAAGUGA